AUGACGUCGUCGACCAUUUCCCAACACUUGCCGCAUGCCGCGUUGACGCUUCCUAUAUCGAUAGCGACGCCCUCUCGUGACUCGAUGACUUUUACUAGCACAAAGGGCCUGCUUAAUGGACCAGGACAGAAUAAUUGCUUUCUCAACAGCGCCGUACAGGUGCUGUGGCAUCUGGAUAUCUUCAGGAGGAGUUUCCGGGACCUUUCGGGGCACGCCUGCAUGGCGGAUUCUUGUAUCUUCUGCGCUCUUAAGGAGCUGUUCUCCCAACUACAAUUCUCUACGGAAACCGCACUUCCUCCAGACACAUUACGCAGGGCGUUAGCCGAAAGUUUCUUCGACCAAAACCGGUUCCAGCUAGGAUUUAUGGACGAUGCGGCCGAAUGCUUCGAAAAUAUGCUUAUGCGCAUCCAUAUGCACAUUGCGCAAGGCGAAGCCGAGGAUAUGUGCAAUGCGCGGCAUUGCAUCCCUCAUCAGAAGUUCGCCAUGACGUUGGUCGAUCAGAGCGUUUGCGCGUCUUGCGGCGCUACCUCGGAACCUUUGUCUUAUACUCAGAUGGUACAUUAUGUUUCCACAUCGACUUUGGUAUACCAAGUACGAGCAAAUGGGGGUCGUUUGAAUGCAGAUCCGUUUGGACAACUUUUGCGGAAAGCUGGAAACAUGGGAGACAUUAGAACUUGUCCGAGUGCUUGCGGCGCUGUAAUUCAAAUAGGCCGCACCCUCAUGAACCGACCUGAAAUAGUUUCAAUAGGACUAGUUUGGAACUCCGAACGACCGACUUUAGAACAUAUCAUGGAAGUUUUCUCUACCAUUGGAACAACUCUUCGAUUAGGAGACGUUUUCAAUACUGUCGUGGACAGUCGAUGGGCCGAGUUAUCAGUCCAUAACCUUGUCGGAGUGGUAACUUACUAUGGAAAACACUACUCCACGUUCUUCUUCCACACGAAGCUCAGAGUGUGGAUUUAUUUUGACGACGCUACCGUUAGGGAAGUAGGACCUAGGUGGGAGCAAGUUGUCGAAAAAUGCCGAAAAGGAAGGUAUCAACCUUUACUUCUGCUCUACGCCCUCCCAGAUGGUACCCCUGUAAAUACAGAAAACGCACCGAAACAAAUUACCCCUUUACUAUCCGAAAGGGUUAACAGGAAACCCCCACAAUCUGUUCUACGACGAUCUGUAACACCAAGUCCCGAAAAACCGAUGAUAGGAACUACUAGACGUGCCAUAACCCCCAAUCCAGAUGGUUCUCAAAUCAAUCAGAAACCACCAUUGCCCAGACCGUAUAACGAUUACCAGAACUUGGCUGUAAUCCAGAACAACAUCUCCCAAAGCCAAGAUAUCGAUACUGUUGAUGGUUGCAUCACCAAAAAAGACCCGGAAUAUGUGACUAGAAAGUCAUUAGAUUUUGGCAAGUCCCAAAUUGGAGUUCACAGAACGUUAAGUAACAGUUCCUCGUCUGGAAUAGAGGGAAUAAAUAUUCCGGAUCAUCUCAACGUGCCUAGAAGACGAGAUAGCGGUAAUUGGAGUGGUGAUAGAAACAGUGCUUCCUCGGCUUCAUCGACUACUAUGGAGAAUCCCUACCUUUAUCUCGUCGGUAAAGUUCCUAGCAAUGGUGGCAGCGUUCCUGGAAGUCCUACGAGAACAAAAACAGAUUACUCAAGCAGUAGCAGCGGGGUAUAUGACGCAGGAUAUGAUUCAUACUCGUUAUCAUCUAAUGACAGCUCAACAGUAACUACUUUACAGCAUUUAAUGAAAAUGGGACAUUUAGCAAAGAUUCCUGAAGAUUAUAACAAUAUAGUACCUAAUCAAAAUUCUUUAAGUUGUGAUGUACUUUGCGAUGAAGCUGAUGAACUCCUGGUUAAAUCUAGACAACUUGAGGAUGAACACGAUCUCGUUUUAGCCCUUGCUCUCUGCAAUGCUGCCGCUACUAAAGCCCGAGCUGCCAUGAAUGCUCCUUAUAAUAACCCACAGACACUUACUCUAGCUAGAAUGAAGCACAACACUUGCAUAAUGCGAGCUAGAAGUCUGCAUAGAAGGAUGACUCAAGUACCUAACCCAACCAUUAAAGAUAAUACUCCAGAAAUACGACACACAAGAGAAGGAAGCAGUAGUAGUGGUAGACAUUCGAGGCAAAAUUCAAGAGAUAAAGGUAAUCAUUCCAGGCAAAAUAGCAAAGAACUUUUGAUACCCGAAAAAGAAAAACAAAAUACCAAAAGCAUUGAAAUCUAUGCUACUUUGCCCAAGAAAAAUAAAGAUUUAAAAAAUAAAUUAUCCAGCACUAAAGUUGAAGACGACGAAUACAUGAUAUACGACAAACCUCCUGCUAGAGAAUCACGAUCCAUUUUUUCGAGAUCCAAAAACAAAGACCAGAAAGUUAAAGAAAAACGAUCCAGAAGCGAAGAUCGUAAUAAAUUAUCAAGAUGCGACUUCUCAAUUGCUCCGGAAAUCAUCACUGGAAAAGAUACGUUGAAGAAAGCUAAAGAGAAGGAUGAAGAAAAGAAAGAUAAAGACGGGAAAGCGAAAAAACAACACAAGAUUCGAAGGAAACUGCUGAUGGGUGGUUUGAUUAAGCGGAAAAACAGAAGUAUGCCUGAUUUAACAGACACGAAUUCUGUCGAAGACAGUUCUGUCAAAGGACCGACAGUUACAGUGGAUGACAGCAACGUUGGAUUAAAAGGUACUUUGGAGUCUCAAAAAAGCAUGAGCGGUUAUCUGUCAGAAGGUCAUCUCGAGUUCACAGGAAGUUGUCCCAAUCCAAACUUGGAACGAAGCAAACUGAUGAGAAAGAGCUUCCAUGGCAGUGCCGGCAAGAUUCUAACCAUGGCUAAAGUACCCCCUCCACCACCCCUUAGAACGACUUCACAACUUAGUAAAUCUAAGUUGAAUGUACCAGAAGUUUGUGAGGACACUCAGCAGUUUUCCCAAAAUCGAUUCUACCAACAAGAUUUCUGUUACCAAACAGCUCCAGUAUCUUUACCCCAUUACAAGGAUAGUUCAUUUAGCGACGAUAGUUUCUACAACAGUAGUACUAAUACCGUUAUUACACAAGCAGAAGUUCACCAGGAAGAAAAUUCCAGGAGUUACAAUGGAGACAGUGGUGUGGACGAAGUUGAUUGUCUUCCCAAUCCUCACCACGUAGCUCACAUGGAUUUACCCCCGUAUCCAAGUCCGUUAGGAUCAGCAGUUCACUCCAGACAAGCUAGUGAAGAAUUUCCACCACCUCCACCUCCGUUAGAUUUGUCAGCGCUAGAUGAACAUUUAGAACAAUUAGCACAACCUAGUACCUUGCUAGCUCAACUUCAAAAUAAACGUCAACAAAUAUUAUCUCAGGAUUCUGAUUUACAGAGAUUUUGCUCAGUUCCUAAAUCGUCUGGCGAUACUUGGUUAAAAGAAUUGCAAGCCAAGCAAGCAGCACUAAAGAGUAAAAAGAACCAAAACAACAUCUCUGAAGGAAUCGACGUAGUAAAUACGCAAAGAUUUACACCAGGGGAGAACAAUAAGCAAUCUGUCAGAGACUUGGCCUCGAAGUUUGAAUUCCAAGAGGUGAAGCCUUUGGUACAAAGUUACAAACAUGACCCUGUUAAAAAUGAGAAUAACGGUGUACUUUCCAUGAAGAAACGAGAAGAGCCAGAUCUUAUAGCAGCUGAACAGAUUGCUGAAGAACUAAGAGAAGUUGAGAUGCUCAACGCUGUAGUACAAAAGACUCUAAACUUAGGAGCAUCUGAUCCAAAUUCGAAUGAAGAAAAAAGAAAGUUAACUAAGAAAAAGAGCGUAUCGUUCUGCGAUCAAGUCAUUCUUGUUGCAACUGCAGACGAGCAAGAAGAUGACAGUUUCAUUCCUAACCCUAUUUUGGAAAGGGUGCUAAGAACGGCCAUGAACAAACCCGAAAGUGUAGCUAUAAGACAAGAAAUUAUGACGCUAAGAGAAAAUGAAGCUAAAAAAGAUAGACCCGAACCAAAUGAAGUUCUUACACAAACUCAACCUGUAUACGUCAAACGGAAUUUGUCUCAUAUGGUGCCUAUACAGCCAAACGGAAUUGCAGAUAUGCAAGGAUAUAGGCAGUCUCCACAACCGAUGUACAAUGGACAUUAUCAGAAUGGACACUCGCAAAUACAAAAUUCUGCACAGAACCCUCUUGCACCGGUGCAGCAUCCUCAUGUACCGGUACAAAAUUCUCAUGUUCCGGUACAAAAUUCUCAUGUACCGGUACAAAAUUCGCCUGUACCGGUACAAAAUUCGCAUGUACCGGUACAAAAUUCUCAUGUACCGGUACUAAAUUCUCAUGUACCUGUACAAAGUUCUCACGUUCCGGUACAAAAUGCUAAUGUACCAGUACAAAAUUCUCAUUUACCCAUACAAAAUUCUCACGUAGCAGUGCAAAAUCCUCAUGUAGCGAUGCAUAAUUCCUCCCAGAUUCAUAGACAAAAUUCUCAGAGCGAUGUUCACAAUAGACCUAUUUAUUCUUCUGAAAUGUUCAAUGGACAUCAACCUACUUUUCAACGUACUAAUAGUUAUGAAGACAAUUACUCUGUCAAUCAAAGUACAUAUUCACACCCUCCUAGACAAUCGCCCUAUCAACCGAUUCCACAAAAUUCUGCAGCUUACGCAGCUUAUUACAAUUAUAAUAAUAAGAAUCCCCAAUACUCAUCUUCUCCUAGAUCUUCUCAAAUGAGGGUAACAAAUCCCAGUCCUAUAAAUGGACAUCCAGCUUAUCAAACCCCGCCUUAUCAUAAUCAACAAAAUCAGUACAAAAACGGGUACGAUCAGAAUGCUUAUCAACGAGUACCCAUGCCAGAUAAUUACCCCAGGUACUCACCUCAAAGCGAGUCUCAUUCACAGAAUUCGCCGUACCAACGGGUACCUCCACCUUCGGAACAUUCUAUGGUGUAUCAAAGGGUACCACAACCAGAAUACGAUCACCAAAAUUCACCUUAUCAAAGGGUACCUUUUCCUCAAGAUGCGUACCAAAGGGUGCCGCCCUGUCAUUCAGAGGAGGUAGGUAAGACAUCGCCAUACCAGCACGUCCCUCCGCCUAGGCAAGGUUUAAAGAAGACUGUAAGUUUCCUACCAGGCACCAAAGGGGGUGCAGAGUCUCCGAUGCCUUGGGCUGUGGUUACCCCCAUCAUAGUUAAUAACGCGAACAAUAGUGUUCCUACAGACAAAACUAAGUGCAAUCUGUGUAGGAAAAAGAACGUAGUGGCUUUGAAUUUGUACUGCCAAGACUGUGAAUUUUAUAUGUCAAGGUUCAAACCGAAGAGUUAA
This is a messenger RNA of Psylliodes chrysocephalus, 5256 nucleotides long. The record is from the annotation of a GenBank genome assembly. NCBI's taxonomy places the organism in Eukaryota, Metazoa, Arthropoda, Insecta, Coleoptera, Chrysomelidae.